Molecule: messenger RNA, 3163 nt
Organism: Lucilia cuprina (Australian sheep blowfly)
Lineage: Eukaryota; Metazoa; Arthropoda; Insecta; Diptera; Calliphoridae
Exons: 1
Coding region: 1180-2271 (363 amino acids)
Source: RefSeq, a predicted model, not a curated record
GAUAAUAUGUAACUUUACUGAUAACUGUAAAACACGAAACAUAUAUUAAACCAGGUUUAACCAAAGAAUGAAGAUUAUUUUUAUCAGAAAAACUCGCCCUAAGUAAAUUGCAAAAGCAGCUGUUCGGUUAAAGUCCGCCUAAAUUUGUCCCGCGUUUAAACUAACAGCAAAUUAAAUCUAGUUUAACUGAGUAGUAAGAAACCCUCCCUCAAUCAGCUAAUUUUGUUUGCUAGUUUAAGCGCCCGAUUGAGGUGGUUGCAAUUAUUGCAAAAGUGUAAACAGCUGAUGCAAAAAAAAUUAAUACAAUUUUAUUAAAAUAAACAUAAAAAUGUUUGAUUUAUCGAUUAGUAUAUAUUAUGGGGACUUCACAAAAACUCGCUCCAAAAGUCCAAUCGAUGGACUUUAAAACAACGGUUUUAUCUCUGUUAAUAUAUUCCAAAAUAUGUAUUUUUAUAUAAUUUAAAACUGAUUUAAACUUUUAGGUUAAGAUAUAUGAAGAAGGAACAAAGGUUUAAAACAUAUUUAAGUCGACGACACAUUGGACACAUACCUAUGUCAUCUGAAAUGUGACAAAUUUGUACAUAUAUAGAGAUCACAAGGCUGAUGUAACGUUUCAAAUAUUACUAAAAGCAGGUUUUCACAGUUUUUAUGAAUCGAUAUCACAUAAAAUCUAUUGUGAUAAAUAAAUUCUGAGUUCAGAUUCCACUUUGUUGUAGUUCCACUUUUCCAAACUUUGUUAGACUGUGUACCAAAAUCAACUUACGUACUUAAUCUUUAAAGAGCACAGAAUUCUUUCGUAACUUUGAAACGAACUUGGCAAAUUGUUUAUUUCUUGCAGCUUCUAAAGAUCUCCAAAUAUUAGCUUUUAAGGAAAUUGUUACAUUAUAUUAAAAUAACUUUUUUCUAGUUUAUUUGUUUACAUAAAAUAUUGGUCACUAAUGUUAAUGACCAAAUCAAUCAUCAUUCACUUUACAUUAUGUUUAAAAUUUAAAUUUCCGCUUACAAUAUAAUUUUUACCUAUUAUCUAUUCAUAACUGCUAAUACGAAAUCUGUGGUUAAACAAAAUUAUAACAAUGACAAAUUUUAAUGCUUCACUUAACAGUGGAAUAAGUUGUUAACGCUAUAAAUGCAUUGGAAUCUUUGAAUGAGUUUAGUAGUUAAGAAAUACAUUUAACAACGAUGACAACAAAAGGAUUUAUAUUAUUAACAGUGCUUUGUUAUAUAAAUUUAUCUUAUGCAAGGCCACAACAACAAGAGCAAACGUUGAAAAGUUUUUGGAAUACAGCUAGACCAGGAGAGCUCUUAAGAUCCUUGGAUACUAUAACUUCAGCCACACAAUAUUUUACACAACCUGUGGAGGUAAAACGUGAAAUAAAUGAAGACCAAGCUGAAAAACCACAAAAAGUGCAAUUGUUAAGAAAAAGUGAUGAGUUAGCGGAUAAUUUAAAGGAUAUCGAAGAGAAUAUAAAACUUAACUCCAAUAAAGCAGUAUUACAAAGAAGAAUUGGCGACGGAUCAGAAGAGAGCUUAGAGGAGAAAUCUCCCUAUGAUUACGAUAAAGCUUAUGAGGAAUUUGUAAAGAAAUAUUUUGAUGAUUCUGUAACAGAUGCCCUCUCAGCUAGUGAUAGUACGGAAAAUUCUCAUAACGAACAACAUGAUGCUGAGGCCUAUAGUGGUGAAGAGGAGCUAGAAUCUAGUGAGGCCCUCGAACCUGUUAUUGAAGCCAGUAGGAAAUCAUCUAAAACAGAAAAAUGUAAAAAAAUUGUACGUGGCCAAGAAAAUUGUUUAAUUUGUAAAAAUCUACGCAAUGGAGAGAAUUCCGAAAGCUGUUCGUACAAUAAAGAAACUAAACCGCUAAGUUAUGGUUUUGAGAAACAAAAAAAUUUUCGCAAAUAUAGAGCCACACCAAAAAGUAGUGAAAAGGAAGAGUUAAAUUCUAAUGAAAAGAUUGCAAGAACAGAUAACAACAAUGCCAAUGUAACAUCCUCCUGUAGUAUAAACAAAAUUAAAAAUAAAAUAUGUUACCAUUGUGAAACAGUUAAAGGUAAAAAAACAACAAAAUGUUAUGUAGAAGAGACACCCAUUGAACGUACUAGAGAUAAUAAGAAAAAUAUACAAAAAUCUCAACAAAGAAUCUUUAAAAGAACACUUUCCUAUAGCUAUGAAAAUACUCCUUACACAAAGGGUAUGAAAAAUAAUACACAAAUUUUGGAUAAACCUUUAAUACAGAAACAUUUUCUACUUAAAAAUUUAAAUAAAAAUGAAAGAUAAAUUCCCCCUUGUUUUUUGCCUCGAAAAUGUUUUAUGCAUUUUUUUAUUAAUCAUAAUGUUUUAUAUAUUUUAUACACAAUUAAAUUUGUUUUAAACUUAUUCAAAAAAAAAAAAAAAUAAAAUAAAAUAAUCAUUAAAACUUAAAUUAGUUUUACACAAUCUAAAAAAAAUUGUUAAAUCCUCAACUUUUUUUUUCUCUGUCACGGCUAAGCUUAAAAGUAUGAUUAUAAAAAUAAAAUUCGUUAAUGAUAUUUAAAGGUAUUUUUAUUAUUUAUUUUCCUUCUGGUAUUUAUUUUUUUUUAGUUUUUAAUUAUUAUUGCACAUUACACUUUUUGCGUAUUUCUUUAAAACGCUUACAUUUCCUAUUAACGCUUUUAUCAUAAUAUAAAAAAUAAAAACAAUUUCAAUGGCACUAUGGCUUUUUAGCAGAAGUAUUAAGUUUUAAGUGGAAAUCAUUUUGUCUAUUCAACAAAAUGAAGCUUGAAUAAAAUUAGAAAAUCUUUAUUUAAGCAAAUUAUAGAAUUUUUUUUGCUUUAUUUUAAAAACGAAAAUUGUAAAAUUUUUUAAGAAUAAUUGUAGUGUUGUUUGUUUAACUAGUAAUGUGCGUAAAAAAUAAUACAAAAAAUUUUUUAAUUUGUUAAUGAUUUGUGCUAAUUUUUUCCUUUUUUUCUCCCUUUCAGCAACUCUCACUCUAUAGUGCAAACUUUUUCUCAUUUACUCACUCGUUUUAAUAUGAAUUCUCAAAAAGUGGAGAAGGAACUGUUCCCAUAUGUAUUUAAUCAUACCCUAUUAUAAAACUUUCUUUUUAAUGCCAAUUUUCUUUUAUGUUAUUUUGUUUAUUAUUUUGUUUUUAAUUUUAAUUAAAUGUAUGUUUGUAUGUAUGUAAGUAAAA